Molecule: messenger RNA, 855 nt
Organism: Paramecium pentaurelia
Lineage: Eukaryota; Ciliophora; Oligohymenophorea; Peniculida; Parameciidae
Source: the annotation of a GenBank genome assembly
AUGAGAGGAUUUAUAAUACGCUUUGCAUUCGCUGAAUAGGUCUCCAUCCAGUCUCAAACUUAUUUAAAAAGAUCUUACAAAGAAGCUACUGUAGAAAUGGCCAUAAAUCCUGUUAAUCCAUAUCAUCAAUGGUUCAUCAAAGUAAUCUUAAAUUUUAUAUUUUUAGCUCGACGGCAAAAGUGUUAAGACUUAGUAACGAAACAUUUUAGCAGUCCCUUCUCCUUAAUUGGCUGCUUGUAUUGCAUCAGAAUUCAAUCGACAAAAAGAAUACCUAAGUUUCAAACAAAUGCCACUUAUGAUGUUAGCCAGAAAUGCUAUUGAUUUGGAUUAUGAUGCAACCAAUAGAGAAUACAUUGAAAAAACUAUCAUUAGCCAUUUAGAAAAUGAUGUUAUUUUACAUCGUAGAAACCAAAAAUCAUAACUUCUAUAAAUUCAGUAACAAUAAUUGGAUCCUCAAUUAAAACUUUUCAAUUCUAGAUUCGGAAUGGAUAUUCAGGUUAAUGAUGGUAUUCAAAUUGGAUCAUUAAGCUAAUAAAAUAAAGUCAAAAUUGAAUCUUUAAUUAGAGGAUUAAAUAAUUGGUAAUUAGUCAGUCUCAGUUCUUAAGCAGGUAUAAAAUUAAUAUAAUGUUAUUAGAUAAUCUAAAAUCUUGUAUAUUAUCAAUUCAAUUAUCUUAUGGGUUAGUAGAUUUGAAUAAAGCUUUAACACUCUGCGAUAUUGAAAAUUAAUUUAAUAAGAAGAUUACUGAAACUGAAAAUCCACAGGAAUCAGAUGGCGAAGAUAACAUAAUUUCUAUGAAUGUAUAAGCAGCUCAACUGUUUUCAUCAUUAAUUUAUUCAUAAAGUAUCCUUUAUUGA